Hyalella azteca is the source of this 1872-nucleotide messenger RNA. Its product is annotated as glyoxylate reductase/hydroxypyruvate reductase. The record is from RefSeq and is a predicted model, not a curated record. Gene Ontology annotation, molecular function: hydroxypyruvate reductase (NADH) activity; NAD binding; hydroxypyruvate reductase [NAD(P)H] activity. Gene Ontology annotation, cellular component: cytosol. Bases 271 to 1251 code for a protein of 326 amino acids. NCBI's taxonomy places the organism in Eukaryota, Metazoa, Arthropoda, Malacostraca, Amphipoda, Hyalellidae. The transcript is spliced from 8 exons.
AUUGAUUGUCCUGUAUGUAUUAUUAACGAUAUAUUCAAGAGAAUUCUUUGAGUGGUGCUUUCCCAAUACAUAGUUCAUUUGUAUAUGUUUGGAAUAUAAUUAUAGUCUAAUAAGUCUGCCAAUUUUGCACUCCACCUACUUGACGUUUGGUAGACGUUGAACAAUUGCAAAAUUAAACAGUAAUAUUCAAGUUAUUUUUACUAACACAGCACUCGACACUAUCACUUCAGUUGCUUUGCAUUUCUCUUCAGUAAUUCAGUUGCAGAGGCCAUGGAGAAGCCAAAAGUUUUAGUCACGAGAUGUGAUGUUCCAGAGCCCGCUUUGAAGAAACUACGAGACCUGUGUGAAGUGGACAUUUUUGAAGGUGCUUAUCCGAUUCCUCGCGACCAACUCAAGGCCAGAGUUGCAGGAAAAGAUGGACUGUUUUGUUUCCUCACAGACCCCAUCACCCCCGAAAUAUUGGACGCCGCAGGAAGUUCGCUGCGUUCGAUCAGUACGAUGUCUGUGGGUUAUGAUCAUCUCGAUAUUGAAGAAAUGACAAAACGAGGAAUCAAAGUCGGCCACACGCCGUUCGUGUCGACCGACGCCGUGGCAGAGCUGACGGUGGCGCUGCUGCUGGCCACCUCGCGGCGCCUCCUGCAAGCCAACGCUGAGAUUACAAAUGGAGGCUGGGCUCAGUGCGUGUGGGGCCCCGUGUACAUGCUGGGCAAGGGACUGACAGGGUCGACGGUGGGAAUAUUCGGUCUUGGGAGGAUUGGUCAGGCUGUGCUCAAGAGACUCAGUGGCUUUAGUGUUGCCAAGUUCCUCUACGCGGACUUCGUGGAGCAAAAACUUGACAGCAGUUUCCCUCCGGCCGAGUUUGUGAGCUUCGAGCGACUGCUCCAGGAGAGCGACUUCGUUAUUUGCAUGGCGUCACUGACUGACCAAACGCGUGCCAAGUUCAACAAGGAAGUCUUCACCGCCAUGAAGAACUCGGCGGUCUUUAUCAACGCGUCCAGAGGAGGGCUUGUAGACCAAGAUGCGUUGGUCUGGGCCCUACAAACAGGCCAGAUCUGGGCCGCUGGUCUGGACGUGAUGAACCCAGAGCCUCUGCCCGCCGACCACGUCCUCAACACCCUCCCCAACUGCACGUUGUUGCCACACAUCGGCAGCUCAGUGGAGAGCGCGCGCUUCGCCAUGGCGGAACUUGCUGCGGACAAUCUUAUUGGAGGCCUCUUCAAAGACAAACAAAUGGUCCAUUCUGUCAACUAAACUAUGUUAGCUGUCAAUCGGGACCAUCGCAACGGGCCUGUCAGCAACGGUGCCCAUAAUAAAGGCCGAAUUAUCAGUACCGGCGAUGAAUGUUAGCAGAAUUAUUUUCCGCCAUUCGAGGGCUGCUUCGCUACACUCAAUAUAACUCUAUAUUUCCCUGCUUAACGCCAUUUGUUUAUAGCUUUUAUCUUUUUAGUCCCUUUUAGUUGUUUACUGGUCUGACCCUACUAAUCCCCUACUAACGCCUGGAGUUAGCUGGUAAAACCCUGCUAACUCUUAGAUAACGAUAACAGUAGUUCACUUGUCUUACACUAUUAAGAAACCCUCUUCCAACGACAAAAGAUGUUCAGUUGUUUGGCACUGCUGAUCUUUUCCGAACGCCUUGAGUUGUUCACGGGUCCAACUUUGUUAACCCAUAUAUAACGCCAGCAGUUGUUAAUUGAUAUAUACUUUUGUUAAUCACUUCAGCUGAUAUGAGUCUUUAAUUCCUAUUGUGAACGUCAAUCAACCUUAUUUACGUGGCCAUUCCAGCGAAUACGAACAGAAAAUACCAGGGUUCGUAAAUUACUGUCUCGCACAUCAGAUAACCCAGUCGCCAGUAAACAUAUGAUUAUGCUAAAA